UUAAAACUGAUUUCAGUUCCUGUGUUGUUACAGCAAAACUCAUACUAUAAUUUUUUAAUCCAUAAAAGCUUCCCUCUCUUUAUCUCGUUUGAGUCAAAACCAACCUCCAUAGAAACGGACACUCCAUCCGUGACAUUCCUCUGUGACUUUGUCUCUCUGUAAAUAUCUCUAUUUUUAUUUUUAGUUUUAUUGUUUAUUUUGGAUAAUACCCUUAUUUUUAAUUUUUAAUUUUAAUUUAUUCUUAGCUUUCACGAGAUGCUUGAACUUAUUGCUUCAUUCUUUGUAUUCUUUCUUUGCUGGUAACUUGUUCUCUGCGUAUAUAUAUAGAGCUUUAGACUUUGAGAGUUCACAUGUGUUUAAGCUUUGAACUUUUCAAACCUUCUAUUGUUGUCUUUUAUUGAGGUUGAAGUGUGUGCUUUUGGGGUCUUGUUGGAAUUUGUUUUCAUCAAGUUUAGAUUUUGGCUUCUGGGUAUUGUUCAAAAUUGUCUCUCUCUUUUUUUUUAUUGCUUUCUGGGGUUUUCGUAAUACUUCAUGUUUUGAUUGUUUUGUGUAGAAUUUCAGCCCAAGAUGUUUGAUUUGAGUUCUUUUGAUGCUUGUUUUACUUGAACUUACUCAAAUUCUGGGAAUUUCUGAAUCUGGGAAACUCAUGUUUGUGAAUAUACUGGUUCUGUGAUCUUGAUGAACUUAAAUUGUUAGUUUAGUGAUUAGUACUUAAUUAAAUUAACUUUUGGAGAUUUUUAAUCUGAAUUUUGAUAAUAAUGAAGGUUAUUGUGUGCUUUAAAGUUUUGAUUUUGUUUCUCUUAUCUGGUUUGACUCUGGGCAAGGAGUGUACAAACACUCCUCCACAGCUCUCAUCUCACACUCUUAGAUAUGAACUGUUGUCAUCCAAAAAUGAAUCAUGGAGAGAAGAGAUGUUCUCUCAUUACCAUUUGACGCCAACCGAUGACUCGGCUUGGUCUAAUUUGUUACCAAGAAAGAUGUUGAGUGAGGAGAAUGAAUAUAGUUGGGCCGUGAUGUACAAAAAAAUGAAAAAUCCGGGCGGAUUUAAAAUGGUUGGAGGUUUUCUCAAGGAAGUGUCGCUACAUGAUGUAAAGUUGGAUCCGAGUUCAUUGCAUUGGCGGGCACAACAAACAAAUUUGGAGUAUCUACUGAUGUUGGAUGUGGAUAGUUUGGUUUGGAGCUUUCGAAAAACUGCUGGUUUGCCAACGCCAGGGAAGGCAUAUGGAGGUUGGGAAGACCCAACUACCGAGCUCCGUGGUCAUUUUGUAGGGCAUUACUUGAGUGCAUCAGCAAAUAUGUGGGCAAGCACUCACAAUGAUAGCCUUAAACAGAAAAUGUCAGCUGUGGUGUCUGCUCUAUCUGUUUGUCAGAAGAAACUAGGCACUGGAUAUCUCUCUGCUUUUCCAUCUGAGCUAUUUGACCGUUUUGAAGCAAUAAAACCUGUCUGGGCUCCUUAUUACACCAUUCACAAGAUCCUUGCAGGCUUAUUGGAUCAGUAUACAUUUGCUGAUAAUUCUGAAGCUUUAACCAUGACAACAUGGAUGGUUGAGUAUUUUUACAAUCGUGUUCAGAAUGUAAUAACAAAGUAUACUGUGGAAAGACACUGGUACUCACUUAAUGAAGAAACUGGAGGCAUGAAUGAUGUGCUUUACAGAUUAUUCACUAUAACGCAAGAUCCAAAGCAUUUACUGUUGGCUCAUCUGUUUGACAAACCAUGCUUUUUGGGAUUGCUUGCAGUACAGGCUGAUGAUAUAUCUGGUUUCCAUGCCAAUACACAUAUCCCAGUUGUAAUUGGAUCUCAAAUGCGGUAUGAAGUCACUGGUGAUCUACUUUACAAGGCGAUGGGUACAUUCUUCAUGGACGUUGUCAACUCUUCUCACAGUUAUGCAACUGGAGGAACAUCAGUUGGAGAGUUCUGGUCAGACCCAAAGCGAUUGGCAGGCACUCUAGAGACUGAGAAUGAAGAAUCGUGCACAACUUAUAACAUGCUGAAGGUCAGCCGUCAUCUGUUUAGAUGGACAAAAGAAAUGGCAUAUGCAGAUUAUUAUGAACGUGCCUUGACAAAUGGUGUGCUUGGCAUCCAACGAGGAACGGAGCCUGGAGUAAUGAUUUACAUGCUUCCACUAGGCCGUGGAGCUUCAAAGGCCAAAAGCUACCAUGGUUGGGGAACGAAGUUCAACUCUUUUUGGUGCUGUUAUGGCACAGGAAUUGAAUCAUUCUCAAAGUUGGGAGAUUCAAUAUAUUUUGAAGAGGAAGGAGAUUCUCCUGGUGUUUACAUUAUCCAAUAUAUAUCAAGUUCAUUUGACUGGAAUUCUGGACAGAUUGUUCUGAAUCAGAAAGUUGAUCCUGUCGUUUCAUGGGAUCCUUUCCUUCGCAUGACAUUGACAUUUUCUUUGAAGGAGGGCGGGAGCAAAUCAUCUUCCUUGAAUUUGCGGAUACCGACUUGGACACAAUCAAAUGGUGCCAAGGCAACAUUAAAUGGCCAGAGUUUAACUCUACCGGCUCCAGGUAACUUUUUAUCUGUCUCUAAAAAGUGGAGCUCUGGUGACAAAUUAACCCUUGAACUGCCCAUUACUCUAAGAACAGAGGCUAUUAAAGAUGACCGGACUGCAUAUGCUUCUGUUCAGGCAAUACUAUAUGGUCCUUAUCUGCUUUCGGGUCACACCAGCGGGGACUGGGACAUCAAUACUCAGUCAGCUACAUCUAUUUCUGACUGGAUAACUCCAGUUCCCGGUUCAUAUAAUGCUCAACUAGUUACUUUUUCACAAGAGUCUGGAAACUCAACUUUCGUCUUAACAAACUCCGAGCAGUUGAUUACAAUGGAAAGUUAUCCUGAAUCUGGCACCGAUGCUGCUCUACAUGCAACUUUCAGACUGAUCUUGGAGGAACCAUCUUCCUCAAAACUUUCAUCUUUCAAAGAUGUUAUUGGCAAGUCAGUCAUCCUAGAACCUAUCGAUUUUCCCGGAAUGCUUAUAGCACAGCAAGGAGAUGGUGAACUUGUGGUCACAAAUUCUCCUAGUGAUGGGGGCUCUUCUAUUUUCCGCUUGAUUGCUGGAUUAGACGGAAAGCCUGGAACAGUAUCCUUGGAGUCCAAAAGCCAAAAGGGCUGCUAUGUGUAUAGUGGUGUGAACAUAAAGUCAGGCGCAGGCAUGAAGCUCAGCUGCAGUACAGAGUCAUCAGAAACUGGAUUUAACCAGGCAGCUAGUUAUGUAAUGGAAAAAGGAACAAGUCAGUAUCAUCCAAUCAGCUUCGUGGCAAAAGGCGCAAAGAGGAAUUUUCUUCUGGCACCAUUACUGAGCCAAAGAGAUGAAUUUUAUACUGUUUAUUUCAACAUUCAAGCUUAACCGCCAAUGAUGCAUCGACAGGAAAAUAAACAAUCCUUGCUUUUCUCAGACUGGCGACACAUUCCGCCUCACCGCUUUUCUCAAACAUUUUGUGGUCUGCAAUGGCUAAAGUCAGAUUUCAUUUACAUGCUUAAGCCUGACAAAAUAAUAUAGGGAGUAGACUAAAAUCCCACCAGGAAGAAAUAGCCAUUAGGAAAACAGAAUCCUGGUGUUAGUCUUGUUAUUUCUUGUAAUCUUAUAUUCUUGUAAUCUGGGGUUCAGUUUAGUUUCAUCCAUGCCAUAUGAAAAAUUUACUGCAAUAAUAAGACAUUUCAAAGAUGGUGCUCUUUUUUUA
Messenger RNA from Pistacia vera, 3678 nucleotides. RefSeq lists its product as uncharacterized. Bases 759 to 3344 code for a protein of 861 amino acids. The transcript has 12 exons. The record is from RefSeq and is a predicted model, not a curated record. Gene Ontology annotation, biological process: L-arabinose metabolic process. Gene Ontology annotation, molecular function: alpha-L-arabinofuranosidase activity. NCBI's taxonomy places the organism in Eukaryota, Viridiplantae, Streptophyta, Magnoliopsida, Sapindales, Anacardiaceae.